AUGACAGCGUGGCGGCAGAACACGGGAGGGGGUCGGCUUCUCCAGUUCCAGCCGCCGGAGGCAGCCAUGAGGCCCCCCGUGGAGCCGCCGGGAGCUGCUUCCAGUCCACCGAAGAGGUGUUUACACGCCGGAACAUCUGCACUCCGUUUCCACGACUUGUUUGUAAACGCCGGACCACAAGCGGCGCUUCGCCACCAGCAGCAAGCAAGCAGCGCUCCUAGACCACAGAGGCAGCCGCAGUGGAGUCCCAACGCUACAACAACAACUACUACUACUACUACUACUACUACUACUUGCGGCGGCUGCCGCGGGGGCGGCGUUCCCGCCGCCUGGGGCCCCCAUCCGGUGUGCCGGCCGCCCCCAGGAGGCGGCCAAUCAGCGCCAAUCUUUGUUCCAAUCGCCGCCUUCCGGGACGCGCUGGUGGCGGAGGCUGGAGAACGCAGUCCGGACCUGAUUUUCUUUUUCCGCGCGUGCCGGCAGGUGCGGAACGCGACGGCGGUGUUCAUCAUCAACCUGUCGGUGUCGGACCUGUCCUUCUGCUGCUUCAACCUGCCGCUGGCCGCGUCGCUGUUCGCGCAGCGCGCCUGGACCCACGGCGACCUCCUCUGCCGGCUCUUCCCGCUCUUCCGCUACGCCCUCAUGGCCGUCUCGCUCUUCACCGUGCUCGCCAUCACCAUCAACCGAUACGUCAUGAUCGGACACCCCAGGCUCUACCCGAGGCUGUACCGGCGGCGGUGGCUGGCGCUGAUGGUGGCGUCCACGUGGCUGCUGGGCUUCGGCGCGCUGGUGCCCACGUGGCUCGGCGUCUGGGGCCGCUUCGGGCUCGACGACAAGGUGGGGUCGUGCACCAUCCUGCACGACCACAACGAGCGCACGCCCAAGGAGUUCCUCUUCAUCGUCGCCUUCGUCAUACCCUGCAUCGUCAUCGUGGUCUGUUACGCGCGCAUCUUCUACAUCGUGCGCAAGACGGCGCUCAAGUCGCGCGGCCCCCGCGGGGGCGGUUCCAGCGUGGCAGCCGCCUCCGCCAACAGCGGGGGCGGCACCGCCGCCUCCAGGAAGGCCGACGCCGCCCUCUCCUCCUCCGCAGCCAGGGCGCACGCCGUGCUGGAGAACGGCGCUGGAGCGGCGACGCGCUUGGAGACUGGCUCCAGGCCACUGCUGCUGGACGUGCCGAGGACAGCCCACGAGCCCUCCUCCUCCUCUGGCAUCGAUGUCAGCAAUGCGGGGAGCCUGUGCGACGAGGACGACACCGCAUCUGGGGGCGGGGCCGGGGUCGGCAGCCGCAGCGGGACGCCCACCUCCCUGAGCAGCCGUGGGGGCGGCAGGAGCUGCGGGGGCCGGCGGAGGCGGCGCUCCGGCAGGUCGCCGUCCGCCGUCGCGCUCAGCUCCGCACUCUGCCAGGUGGCAGCAGUGUUUGGCAGAGGGCGCGCACCCAGCGGCAGCCCCUGCUCCGUCCGCAGAUACAGCAACAACAACCUGGCCGCUGCACUGCCCACCAGCCCACCCGUCCCAGGGAAGAUGACGACGAAGGACAAGAAGCUGCUGAAAAUGAUCCUGGUGAUCUUUGCAUCAUUUGUGGUGUGCUACCUGCCCAUCACGGUCAGCAAGACAUUCCACUCAGUCACCAACCUGCACGGGCUCAACAUUGCUGGCUACAUCCUCAUCUACCUGUCCACAUGCAUAAACCCCAUCAUCUAUGUCGUCAUGAGCUCAGAGUACCGCCAGGCCUACAAAAACCUGCUCAUGUGCCGUGCCUCGUCUGGAGGUGGAGCGACACCCGGCGGAGGCGGUUCUGGGGCGGGGACGGGACAGCAGCCGCAGCGGCAGGACAACAACCUGAUGGAGCUGGCGGCGGCAGGGACAGCCGGCCGCUGCGGGUCACAGCGAGCAUGACGGUGACGCCGGAGGCCGUGGUGGCGACGGGGGCGCCACCCCCAUCCCCACAGGGAGCUCACGUCGGCUGCGGGCAGCGGCAGUGUGCGCAAGACUUAGUCGGCGUGGCCUCCCUGCAGUGGGUGAGGGACGG
Messenger RNA from Schistocerca piceifrons (Central American locust), 2026 nucleotides. RefSeq names its product G-protein coupled receptor moody-like. Gene Ontology annotation, cellular component: membrane. The record is from RefSeq and is a predicted model, not a curated record. Gene Ontology annotation, molecular function: G protein-coupled receptor activity. NCBI's taxonomy places the organism in Eukaryota, Metazoa, Arthropoda, Insecta, Orthoptera, Acrididae. The transcript is spliced from 10 exons. The coding region runs from base 1 to 1893 and encodes 630 amino acids. Gene Ontology annotation, biological process: G protein-coupled receptor signaling pathway.